Medioppia subpectinata is the source of this 1331-nucleotide messenger RNA. The record is from the annotation of a GenBank genome assembly. NCBI's taxonomy places the organism in Eukaryota, Metazoa, Arthropoda, Arachnida, Sarcoptiformes, Oppiidae.
GUUUGAUUACAUCUGUAUUUAUGACGUUAUCAUGAAUUCGCUGUUUAAUAGAUACUACUAAUUACAUGACCAAUAAGUUAUUUAAAGCAAAAUUGAUUGAAAUGAUAAAUAUUUACAAAAGUUAAUGUUUGGCAUAAAAGUUGUCAAAACUUCACACUAAAAGUUUCAACAAAUUGAUCAAGGUUAUGGCAUUAAAGGGAGUGAAAGUGUUAGAGUUGGCCGGUUUAGCUCCGGCGCCCUUUUGCGGUCUCGUUCUCAGCGAUUUCGGCGCUCAAGUCCUUCGUAUCGAUCGGCCGCAUAACAGACAACCAGAUUGUCUGAAAAGAGGCAAAAAAUCCAUUUUCAUUGACUUAAAGUCAGCGAAAGGCAAAGAGAUUGUGAAGCGGUUGAGUGUUGGGGCGGAUGUAGUGAUCGAGCCGUUUAGGCCCGGAGUGAUGGAGUCGUUGAGUUUGGGUCCCAAAGAUUUGAUGGCAAUUAACGAUAGGCUUAUAUACGCGCGGCUCACAGGCUAUGGACAGAGCGGUCCACUCGCCAGAGCCGCCGGACAUGACAUCAACUAUUUGGCCAUUUCUGGCAUUUUAUCACGACUGGGAACAACUGACACGCCUUCGCCUCCCAUUAACAUUAUCGGCGAUUUUGCAGGCGGUGGACUGAUCUGCGCUUUAGGUAUUUGUAUGGCUCUUCUGGAGAGAACUCGUUCGGGAAGAGGACAAGUGGUCGACUCGAGUAUUACCGAAGGAACGGCUUACGUAUCGCAAUGGAUUUGGCACUCCAUGUCCGCCGAUUCUCCGGCUCGAGACCUGCUUUGGCCUCAACUGUCGAAAAGAGGGGGUAAUCUAUUGGACGGCUGUUCGCCUUUCUAUCGCUGCUAUCGAACCAAAGACGACAAAUUCAUGGCAGUCGGCGCUCUUGAGCCACAGUUUUACGACCGAUUGGUGGCAGCGCUUGGAUUGGAUGCCGACAAAUACAACAGAUAUGAUGUUAACGAUUGGCAGCGAUUGGCGGAAGCGAUCGGCGAUAUAUUUGCCACAAAAACUCAGUCCGAAUGGACGCAAGUGUUUGAAAAAGUGGACGCUUGCGUCACACCAGUCCUUGACUUGCAAUCUGUGCAUCAGUUCCCACACAAUCGGAACAGAGAGUCGUUCUUCAGCGACGGAACGCCCAAACCAUCGCCACUACUGUCGCGAACUCCAGCCGUUCACACAAAUCCAACCGGCGAUGAGAUCGUCACCAAAGAAGUUCUCCAAGAGAUGGGUUACUCAGACAAUGAGAUCAAAGAAAUGGCGGCCGAAUCGGUGAUUGAAUUGCCAGAAACUAAAUCAAAACUAUAA